CGCCGGCGCCCGUGUCCAUAGGACGUGCCGACUAUCGCUCCCGUCGUCGAACACGUGUCGCCGCUAUCAGCAGUCGUUGUAGACGAACUAUCGCAACAACAACAAAAACAAACGCAGCAACAAAAUAAUAAUUAUUAUUGUUUUCCGUACCGUCCUGUGUCUGUGUGUGUGUGUAUGUGUCGCCUCAACACGGAUUCUUUACUAUUAUACAACACCGACGGUGAUAGUAAAAAAAGAAUAAAAAAUAAAUAUAAAUUUAUAAAUUAAUUUUCGCUGUCGGUACGUGCGUUUGAUAAGUGUGUCUGUGCGCGCGCGCGCGCGUUUUAUUACUGUGCGGUCGACGUUGUUUUGUUUAUACUUGAUUAUUAUUAUUAUUUUUUUUCUUCAAAUUUUAUUUUUAGACGGGAAAAUCAUUUUACCCGUCACCGGGACGACUCGGUGAUAAUACAAAUAUUGUGUCCACCCGUGCGAUUAAUCGUUCCGCGUACGGCCAGUGGUCGAUCGCCGUCCGUGUCGCGUCGAAGGGAGCAACGAGGCCCGUGGACCAUUAGAUUGUGGUGUACGCGGGGUAUGUCAAGGCAGUGGUGCGAAUACAUUGGUGAUGAUUGAUAACCAGAAAUGCCGUCACCGAUACCAAUACAAUCGUCGUCGCCAACAGGAGGAGGAGGUCUAGUGGACUGUCCCGCCGGAUGGACAUCGGCGGACGCCACACAGGAGACCAGUACGAUAGUACCGAAUAGCAGCAGCAGCAGCAGCAGCAGCAGUACCGCGGCAACCACCGCCGGCGCAGCAAUCGUCGGUAUUACCAACAUGAGUCCGGAAGAAGAGCAAUCGGGAUCGCCGGUGACCGGCGUGAUCGCCGGCCGCGACGAAGAGGAACGCCGUUUGACGUCACCGCCGUCGGGUAGCAAGUUCGACUCGGUGGCCGGCAAACCGGACCUGACCGAGUCGGAGUCGUGGGCCAACAGCAGUGACGUGGAGAAGUUUGACGGCAAGAUCGUGUACAACCCGGACGGUUCGGCGUACAUCAUCGAGGACAACAGCGAGCUGAGCGAGGAGGACGGCGUAGACCUACCGUCGCAACUGUUGGGAACCGGCAGUAUCGUGGACGGCCGCGGCGUCAACCUGUCGCAGGCCGAGGUGUUCCCGCAGAUCGCCAAUGCGUUCUACGUGUCCAGGGCCAACUACGGCGACCUGUACGAACAGCAGACGAACGCGCCGGCCGCCGCGGCCCUCAACAGGGUGUUCCAAGACAAGAAAAUAGUUCCUGACGUGCCGGUCAUGCACAGCUACAGGGUGUACACGGUCCGAGACAAGACGGGCAACGGGGCGGCCGACAGGGUGCCGCAGCAGUCCAACGACUGUUCCACCGUGCCGGUCAAGCCGAUACUCAUGUGUUUCAUAUGCAAACUGUCGUUCGGUUACGCCAAGUCAUUCGUGGCGCACGCCACCGGUGAACACGGCGUAACGCUGCAAGAAGACGAGUACAACAUACUCGGUCACAAGAACGCGUCGGCUAUCAUACAGUGCGUCGGCAAGGAAAAAGAGCCGCUCGUCUCUUUCCUGGAACCGCUCGCCCCCUCGUCAAACAAAGCUCACGCGCGGGCCACGUCCCCGUCGAGUGCUCACAAAGUUCCUAAUGCGUUUAUUAACGACGGUAAUCGUUCCUCCGACGGUGGCGAGCACAAGAGCAGCUGCCCGGAAAGCCUGGUGGUGCACAGGCGCAACGUCACUCCGCCCACCUCAUCUCCAAGCAUCAACACAGUUCCUGAGACGUCCGUCUCCCUACCUCAAUCCGGUAGUCCUAGAAGUAAUGUUAACUCGUUUAGUAUAAGUAAUAAAAACAAUAACUGUAGUAGUAGUAGUAAAGCCACCGGCCGGUCGUCGUCCGUGUACGACUGCAUCAUGGACUUGACCAGGAAGAGUCCCAUUUCCGCGUUGGCCGUGUCGUCCGGCACAUCGGCCCGGAGCAACAGCGCGUCGCCCGGCGCCAGCCCGUCUCCCGGCACCACGCUCAGCCCACAACUCAUAUCCGGCGCACCGCUGUCGUAUCCGCAGCCACCGCCCAACUUUAUGACUGGCACCACGAUCGGCGUGUGCCCGGACCACAUGAACGGCAGGCCCAGCGGCGUAGACUGCGCCCGGUGCGAGCUCAUACUUAGUUCCUCGAGACUGGGCGGCGUGGGCGGCUCUUUGGUCGGCAUGCAUUCGCGCAACUCGUGUAAAACACUCAAGUGCCCCAAGUGCAAUUGGCAUUACAAAUAUCAGGAGACGCUGGAAAUACACAUGAAAGAAAAACACCCCGAAUCCGAAACGUCGUGCGUUUACUGUAUCGCCGGUCAGCCGCACCCGCGGUUAGCCCGGGGCGAGACAUACACCUGCGGGUACAAGCCGUACCGAUGCGAAGUGUGCAAUUACUCGACCACGACCAAAGGAAACCUGAGUAUACACAUGCAAUCCGACAAGCAUUUGAACAACAUGCAAGAACUACAGAACGGCGGAGUGGCCGGUGGUGCCAGCGAAAUGCAAAGGCACCAGGCGUCGUCGCCGUCGCAACAUCCGUCGAAACAAACGUCGGCCAUGAGUCCCGGCUCGACCAGCGGCCAACACCCGGCCAUGAGCAGUCCGAUGAUUAGUCAAAAACCAAAACCCACGUUCAGGUGCGAGGUGUGCAACUACGAGACGAACGUGGCCCGCAACCUCCGCAUUCAUAUGACCAGCGAAAAGCACACGCACAACAUAAUGGUGUUACAGCAGAGCGUCAAGCACAUGCAGACGCUCAACGCCCUACAGACUCAUCACCAACAGCAGAUGAAUUUCGAGUCCCUUAUGCACUUCCAUCCGGGUCUGACGUUGCCCGGCGACAAGCCGCCGCCACAUACCGAAGCCGCGCUGGCCGACAUGGCCUACAACCAGGCACUUUUGAUACAAAUGAUGACGGGCGGACAGAUGCCGCCGCACUUUGCCGGCGACGUGUCGCCGCACGUGGAUACCGACAUCGGGCUCAACCCGGAAACGAUGGAACCGCCGCCGGAACCGGUGGACAAAAAUCCCAACCACAUGUUCCAGUGUAGCACGUGCAGCACUUUCGUGACGGACUCCCUGGAAACGCUGUCGCACCACUUGUCCGCCGACCGGACCAAGGUGCGCGAACAGGAGAUACUCACCGUGGUGGCCGGCAAUUAUAUAUGCAACCUUUGCACGUACAAAACCAACCUGAAAGCCAAUUUCCAACUGCAUUGCAAGACCGACAAACACUUGCAGCGGCUGCAGCACGUCAACCACGUCAAAGAGGGCGGACCGCAAAACGAAUGGAAACUCAAGUACAUGUCGUCGCCCGGCGGCGUGCAAGUGCGGUGCAACGCCUGCGACUACUACACCAACAGUACGCACAAACUGCAGCUCCACUGUUCCGGACAGCGGCACGAGGCCGCUUCUCUGCUCUUCAGAUACCUGAGAGAUAACGACGCAGCCGCCGGGGAGGCGUCCGUUUACCACUGUCUGCUAUGCGAGUUCUCCAGCCGAGAUAAAUUGCCGUUGCUCCAACACGUCCGAUCAGUCAAACACAUGCAGAUGGAACAGCUACACCAGCUGCAAAGGCGUUCGGACGGCAAAGACAUUCAGACCGACAUCAACAUGGUGUUCCAAGUGACCGCCGCUCCACAACAAUCUAUCGAUAGCGACCAAGAACAAGAACGCGAAACCAAAGGAGACAACGACGGCCAGAACGCGAUGAUGUCCGUCGACGAGACCAGAGCCGAAAGUUCGGACGGUCCGAUGGACCAGUCGGACUUGGCACGCGAAUCGCCGCCCAGCAGAAUUGGCGAACACCAAGAACAGCAGACGUCGCCGGACCAAAAGAAGAGCGAACUGUACUGCCCGUUGUGCCAGGACGUGUUCGAGGACAUAAUCAAUUUCGAAAAGCACCUGAUGAAGAUCCACAGCGUCAACUCGGAAGGGCUGCAGCGGCUGUUGAGUCUGGUCAACCAGUCGCAUUGGCUCAACUCGUCCAAGUCGUCGCAACAGAGCCCGCCGCGCGCCUCGGUCAGUCCCACUUCGCCCGACAUGGACAAGUCGGCCGACAAGUCCGACGACGCGCAAGAACAGGACGGCGACGAAUACAAGUGCCCGACGUGCCAGAAACUGUACAAGAACAUCGACGACCUGUGCCAGCACCAGAACGACACCGGUCACGUGGAAAUCAAACAGACGCCCAACGGGCCCGGAUACCUGUGCUGGAAGAAAGGCUGUAACAUGUACUUCACCACGGUGCAAAACCUGCACAUUCACUUCCGCGAAAUGCACGCCGGACAGCAGAACAUCCUCGUGUCCGAGAAGCACGUGUACAAGUACAGGUGCAACCAGUGCAGUCUGGCGUUCAAGACCCUGGACAAACUACAAGCCCAUUCCCAGUACCACGCCAUUCGGGACCUGACCAAGUGCAUCCUCUGCCGGCGCAGUUUCCGGACGGUGGCCACUUUCCAAAAACAUUUGCAGACCGCCCAUCCGGAUUUGGCGCAGGCCGAUCUGGAAGCGUUGAAACAAAAUUCAAUGUUGCAGUUCGACCAGUCCAUGGACGACAAAAUGGAAAUAGACGAAUCGGUCGACGACGAGGAGGAGAAGGAAGAGGAGCCCGAGUGCGACAACAGCGACGAUUCGAUUGCGUUCAAACAACAGCAGCUUAUCGAAGACUACAUGAACGGACAGACGCUCGCCGAGGACGGCUACAACGACUCGGAGAGAAAGUACAAAUGUCACCGUUGCAAAGUGGCGUUCACAAACCAAAAAUACCUGACCCACCACAACAAGACGCUUUUGCACCGCAAAGGCGAGAAACAAACGUACCCGAUGGAGAAAUACCUGGACCCAAACCGUCCGUUUAAGUGCGAAGUGUGCAAGGAGUCGUUCACGCAAAAGAACAUCCUUUUGGUGCAUUACAAUUCGGUGCUGCACCUGCACAAACUGAAACGUUCCAUGCAAGAGCAACAACAGCAGCUCAACAACAACAACACACCGAUCAUGUCAAACAAUUCGUCGUUCCCCGUCAACUUGGCGUCAAAAAACGCCGCAGUGGCCGGGGGAGGCGGUUCCACGUCCGAGGACGACGACAAAAAACCGUACAAGUGCAACAUAUGCAAAGUGGCGUACACCCAAGGGUCCACGCUGGACAUCCACAUGCGGUCCGUGCUGCAUCAGACGAGAGCGUCGAAAUUGCACGAUCUCGCGUUGGCCGGCCAAGUGGACUUGACAAAACCGAUAAUCGAACAGCCCGAACAGAGCAGCAGACCGCCUUCGCAAAACAAGCAGGACGCCGAGAGUCAGGCGUCCGGCGGUAAAGACGAACAGCUACUGCCGCAACAACACCAACAACCGCAACCGCACCAUACCAAGAGCAACCAGCUGAGCUGUCAACGCUGUAACGCGCUCUUUUCCAACCAAGAACAGUUGGCCACUCACCAACAGCUGUACUGUAUGUUCGGUACGCCCAUGAACAUGUUGCCGAUCAACCCGGCCUUGGCCUUCGCCAAUAACCUGGCCAGUGGUGCGCAAGGACCUAAAUCGCCGUCACAGUUGACGCUGACCGAAGAACAAUUGUUGAAAGUGCCGUUGGCGUUGCAAGGCAAAAAACAUUCGCACAUGUACAAACUUUUGGAGAGCUAUGGUUUCGACCUGGUGAUGCAGUUCAACGAGAACCAUCAGAAGCGCAAGGAGAACGAAAAACUUUUGCAAGAACUCACUGCCCAAAUGGAAAUUGAACAGGCCAACGCGGUCAAAGAGGAGAUGAACGAGGUGAACGAAGAGGAAACUGGCGAUUUACCGGAAGUAGCCAAAUCGACGUGCGUGCACUGCAAUAAGGAGUUCUCCAGUGUUUGGGUGUUGAAAGCUCACUGCGAAGAAGUGCACAAAGACUUGGUGCCGUUCGAUUUCUUAGAGAAAUACGCCAAGCAAAUCAAGUGCGAGAUCGAGAAGAAAGGUAACGAGCCCAACACGGUUGCGCCGACGACCACAUCGGUAUCCACGACGACCACUCCGGUGGCCAGAAUCAGUUCACCGUCGGACGACGUAUCCGUCAAAACCGAAUUAGACCAAGACUCCGAACAACAGACUGACGGUUCGGAGUUCAACGCGGCCUCUUCGUCCGCCGCUGGCGACUCGAACGUGAACAUUGCCGGUGUGCCGCCCAACAUACCGCUGUCGGUAGCUCAACAUCUCAACGAAAUGCAAGCCGCGUUCAACGCCAUGGCCGCGUCCCAGAUGUCUCAACAAUUGCAACAGUUCAACCCGAUGAUGUUGGCCAGCAUGGCCGGUCUGGGUAUGGGACUGCCGCUCGGCCUCAACAUGCAAGCGUUGGCCGCCAUGAACUUACAACCACCUUUAGUGCCCAUGAUGAUGCCGCCUCCUAAUUUCGAGUCCAUGAUGGGUCAGCAACAAAACCAGCUAUUCCAACAACAACCGGCUUCUAUGGAUCCUACUGGAAUACUAGCUAAACAACAGCAACUAUUGCAACAGCAACAACAACAAGUGCAGCAGAAUUCACAACAAAAGAGAGCAAGGACACGCAUCACCGAUGAUCAAUUGAAAAUUUUACGUGCCCACUUUGACAUAAACAAUUCACCGUCCGAAGAUCAGAUACAAGAAAUGGCCGGCCAAAGCGGUCUUCCUCCUAAAGUUAUUAAACAUUGGUUCAGAAAUACGCUAUUCAAGGAGAGACAAAGAAACAAAGAUUCGCCAUACAAUUUCAAUAACCCGCCUUCGACCACAUUAAACCUAGAAGAAUACGAAAAAACCGGCGAAGCCAAAGUAAUGCCUCUCGCUCUACCGGUCGUCGAAAUGGACGUCAAAGAACCGCCUAAAACACCAACAUUCGCCAAAAAGAAACCCAUGCAGACAAGCACUCCAAACAAUAACGCCGUCCGGGCUCAAAGCCAAACGCCCACUUUCCCGCAGACACAGUCUUUUACUCAAAACUUUUCUAGACCGUUCUCGUCGCAGCCUAUGGAGUCGCCAGUCAAAGUAGAACCACUGGUGAAGAUUGAGAUGAAGGACGUCGAAACCAGUCUACACGAAUCCAAAUUCCCGUGGGGCAAUCCGGAAUCUCCGUCCAAACGUCGCGACUCGAUGGAAGAAAAACAAAAUUUGUUUUUACACCACGACAGAGCGUCCCAGUUGGACAUGAACGCCGUCGAGAACCUUACUUUGUCGUCGAUACUCACGUCACAACAUCAGGACAUCAAUAACAUGGGCAAUUCUAUUUCGACCAGCAACAUGUUGCCGCCAAAAUUGGCCUCGUCCAGUUUCACUUCACCGCCACAGAUGACUUCCACCACUCAGUCGGGUCCCAGAAGCGUUAGUCCGGGUCGGUCGCCGAAUUCGUCCGACGGGUUUCCGCAUUCGAUCAUGAUGAACCAAAGCAGCAGCGGAUCCACCGGAUCGGCUUCCGGCAAACGUGCGAACCGCACUCGCUUCACAGAUUGUCAGAUCAAAGUGCUACAGGAGUUUUUCGAAAACAACGCAUACCCAAAAGACGACGACCUGGAAUACCUGUCCAAGUUGUUGAAUCUCAGUCCCCGAGUGAUCGUCGUAUGGUUCCAAAACGCGCGUCAAAAGGCUAGGAAAGUGUACGAAAAUCAACCGGCCGUCGAACCGGCUCCCGGUAUCGUCGAGGAAGGGUCAAACCGAUUUCAGAGAACGCCCGGCUUGAACUACCAGUGCAACAAGUGUCUGCUGGUGUUCCAGAGAUACUACGAGUUGAUUAGACACCAGAAGACACACUGUUUCAAAGAAGAAGACGCUAAAAGAUCCGCUCAGGCCCAGGCGGCGGCCGCUCACAUCGCGGCGGCGCUCAGCUCCGAGGACUCUAACUCGAGCACCGUGGAAAAUCACCAAGGCCAAUGCGCAAACUCCAACCCGAUGACUCCGACCCCGACGCCUUUGUCGUCCACGCCGACAUCGACUUAUCCGACUUCACCGAUGCAAACGUCCACGUCACACGAUAAAGAAAACGCGUACAGCUGCGACCACUGCAAUUCGGUGUUCAGCAAACUGGACCAAUGGAAAGAACACCAACAGGUACAUUUGAUGAACCCAAACUUGUUCCCGACUUAUCAUCCCGAAAGCGCUUUCGGAAUUUUACAACAACAAGCGCAACUCCAUCAACAGCAGCAACAACAACAACAGUUACAACAGCAACAACAACAACAACAGCAGCAGCAAUCGCAACAGAUGAGCGGUUCAUCGGAAAUCAACGCCAAUCCCACAUCGUUGAUAUUGUCCAUGAUGCAACAAAAUAACAAAAGGUCGUUUGACGAAUUCGACGACCAGAGUGACAAAGAGACCGAAUUCACUAAGGAUAAGCGUUUGAGGACGACUAUUUUACCGGAGCAGUUGGACUACUUGUACCAAAAAUAUCAGGUAGAAAGCAAUCCUUCGAGAAAAAUGUUGGAGAGCAUUGCCCAGGAAGUCGGUCUAAAAAAGCGAGUGGUCCAAGUUUGGUUCCAAAACACCAGGGCCAGGGAGAGAAAGGGCCAGUUCAGAGCGCAUUCGCAAGCUAUCAACAAGAGGUGUCCGUUCUGUUCGGCCAUUUUCAAAAUUAAAUCCGCGCUCGAGUCGCACUUGCAAACUAAACAUCCAGAACAGUGUUCACGCGGCUACAUAAACGUCGACAACAUUCCCGACGAAGACGUCAGCAUGGAUUCGUUCGCGUCGUCCCAGAUGAGCGAAAUCGGCCAAAAGAGCCAGACGUACGCGCCGAAUCCAUACUACCAGAAUGCGGAGGACGUGGAGAGCCUGGGAAAAAUGUACCAGGAGUCGUUGAAGAGAUACAUGGAGGAAAUGCAACAAUCGAGCAUGCAGAACGGCAUGGCGUCCGAGGGCGAGAAGACCAAGCCCGAAGGGGAAAUCCCUUUGGACUUGAGCAAACCGGUUGACCUAAGAAUGGAUCAGGACCAGGACGACGAUGAAGACAGCAUGUCGGAAUGUACGGACAUCAUGGAUGACGAGAGUCCGGCGUCGCCGGCGUCCAGCACCCAAAGCGGUCAGCAGAGGGCCAACGCUCCAGGCGGGAGCCACCAGAGUAAACGUUACAGGACCCAGAUGAGCAACGUGCAAGUGAAAGUCAUGAAAGCGUUGUUCGAGGACUACAAAACGCCAACGAUGGGCGAAUGCGAGAUGUUGGGCCGAGAAAUCGGUCUAGCGAAGCGCGUUGUACAAGUUUGGUUCCAAAACGCCAGGGCCAAGGAAAAGAAAUACAAACUGCAGACCAAACAGGACGCCGCCUCCGGUCCGCCCGAGGAGUGCAAAUACUGUCGGUUCAAGUACUCGCAUAAGUAUAGCGUGCAAGACCACAUAUUCACUAGCCGACACAUCGCACUGGUCAAACAACACGUGGAGAGCCGUAUGUCGGUGGCCGAUUUGUCGGGAAACUGUAGUGACAGCGACUUCCAAGUACCGUCCACUCCGGGCGACCCGCACAACAACAAUUUACCCAACCAACAAGUCAACCAACUGCAGAUGUUGCAGUUGGCCGGACUCAUCGGACAAUCACCCGUGGCCCAAGCCGUGGCCAUGGCCACCAUCGCAAAACUGGACGGCAAAGACCAAUCGCAGAUGACGGCCGAGGAGCUGGCGCUGUUACCUCACUUGUACAAUUUGGGUGUCAGCUUCCAACAGGGAUUCAUGCACCCGGGCACUGCUAUGAUGACGUCGCCAGGAUAGAAAUGAGUGAUAAAUGAGCUAUAAAAACGUAAAAAAAACUAUUUUGUACAACAAUCGUUGUAACGAGACAACGGACCACACAAAAAUGGACAUUUUCCAAUGGGCGAUCGACAAUUUUUACUAAAUUAUUAUGAAAAUACAUGUUUUUAAAAAAAAAAGUUUGUUGUCAAAAAUUGUUACAAACCGUAUACGCUUAGUUUCAUAAGUCCUACUAACCGUAUUGUUCGAGGUUAGUUGUAUAAGUAUAAUAAUAUAAUAUUUAUUAAAAAAAAAAAAACAUUUUUUGUUUGUUUUAUAUUAAUACAGAACAGUUCUGAGCUAUUGUCUAUUUUAAUUUAUUUUUUAAUUUAAUGUGAAUGCGAACGCCGCUGUUUAAUUUAUUAUUAAUAUUAUUAUUAUUAUUAUUAUCAUAAGAAACUUGAUAACCAUUCAAAUCGACAUAUUUUGAUUGACGAUUUCGGCUGUCGCUGAGCCAAGUGCAGUCCGUUUUUAUUUUAGUUAUUAUUUAUUACCUAGACAAUUGUGAUAUUUUAGGUUAUUUAUAAUUAUUAGCAUUUUGACUACGCUUGUUAUUUAUUAUAAUUUUUUUUUCCUUUUAUUCUUGUAUUAAAGUAAUUUAAAAGGCUUCGCCUGCAUUUGCAAUAAAAAAAAUGACUUGCAUAGGCCAUUACGCCACCCUCGGGUUUCCAAAGGCGACGCGGAGGGGCCACUAAGCCGCGAGUAAUACAAAAAAAAAAAGAUGGAAGCUAAAAAAGUAAUUUUCUCUUGUUAGUCAUACCGCUUUUGCUAGGUUAUAUUUUCUCUAUUAUUUUUUCUCAUUAAAUUUAAAUUUUUUAAUCGAAUCUCCCCUAAAAAAAAAGAAAAAUGGCGAAGCCCUAAAUAAUAAGACUGUUUAUAGUGGAUAACAAAAAGACAUUUUUCCCCUCUCGACAUUUUCUCUCUUAUCAGGUUAGUUUCCAUGACACUUAUUGUUUUUUUAUCCGAAUAGUAGGUGUUUUUUUAUAUUUAAAAAAAAUAUAUAAAUGUGCCUUUUUCUAAAGAAAAAAAAAUUAAUAAUACGAUUAUUGUAUAAGAAAAAUAUUGUUUUUCUUGUUGGUGUAUAUAAACAUGUUAAUUAUUAAUAUUUAAAAUAUAUAAAUAAAUAUAUAUAUAUUUAUAAAUAGAUAGAUA
Adelges cooleyi (spruce gall adelgid) is the source of this 10884-nucleotide messenger RNA. RefSeq names its product zinc finger homeobox protein 3 (gene zfh2). Gene Ontology annotation, biological process: regulation of transcription by RNA polymerase II. Gene Ontology annotation, molecular function: RNA polymerase II cis-regulatory region sequence-specific DNA binding; zinc ion binding; DNA-binding transcription factor activity, RNA polymerase II-specific. Gene Ontology annotation, cellular component: nucleus. The transcript has 5 exons. The record is from RefSeq and is a predicted model, not a curated record. NCBI's taxonomy places the organism in Eukaryota, Metazoa, Arthropoda, Insecta, Hemiptera, Adelgidae. The coding region runs from base 619 to 9714 and encodes 3031 amino acids.